GGGGGCGUGAUCAUCACCCGAAUGUGACCUGCUGUUGAGGGAAACAGGUGGAUGCGGGUCAGACUGGAGACGAAGAGCAUGCGGAGCAUCUCGCCUUAGAGGUACUGCUCAGUUUUGGAUUCCUCCAUCAGAACAACUGCUUUUCUCUGUUGGACGCACCAGCCUAAACAUUUGAAUGCAUUUGUCACUGGACACCAUGGAUGUGGUGGAUGACAGCUGUCUUUCACCCAGUAACUACCAUGAGAUGGUGAAAGUAGGGGGCGCAGCGAUGGGAACCCGUGUCCACAGUAUAGAUGUCAUCUUGGGCUUCAGCAAGGACCAGGAUCCUUUACUCAAUCCUGGAGGUAACGCUGUAACUCAUAAAGUUGGUGGAGAGAGUCUUGGAGAUCCACGGGAGCAGAACCAGCGGAUGCAACACUAUGGACACCUGCAAACCAUGAGGGAAACAUCAGAACCGCCUGCGUUUCAUGAUGCUGAUUUAUUCUCCAACAAGUUUGAUGGGGAGUUGGGUGACCUGCGGAAGUCCGUUGAGAGUGACAGCAAGUCUCCAGAAUCUGCCGAUGGAGAGCAGCCAAAGAAAAAGCAUCGGCGUAACCGUACCACCUUCACCACUUACCAGCUGCACGAGCUGGAGCGAGCCUUUGAAAAGUCCCACUACCCUGAUGUCUACAGUCGAGAAGAGCUGGCCAUGAAAGUCAACCUCCCUGAAGUUCGAGUACAGGUUUGGUUCCAGAAUCGCAGAGCCAAAUGGAGGCGACAGGAGAAAAUGGAUGUGAGCACCAUGAGGCUCCACGACUCCCCCAUGCUGUCCUUCAACCGACCACCUAUGCACCCCACUGUGGGCCCCAUGAACAACACGUUGCCCCUUGACCCAUGGCUGAAUUCCCCUCUGUCCAGUGCCACUCCAGUGCACAGUAUCCCAGGGUUCAUGGGUCCUACACAAGGCCUGCAGGCAGGCUACACCAGUCACGGCUUUCUCAGCUCACCCCAACCCAUGACCCAGAGCAUGCAGCCUAUGGUGCCACCGCCAUACCAGUGUCCCAUUCCCUUCACUGACAAAUACCCCCUAGAGGAUGUAAAUCAGCGCAGUUCAAGCAUCGCAGCUCUCAGGAUGAAAGCCAAGGAACACAUCCAGUCCAUGGACAAAACUUGGCAACCCAUGUGUUAAGACAGAGUAGAACUCUAGUUCGUUGACUGAGGGCCUUCAAGUUUCUUGUUGACUUCAAGGCUAAUGAAGAAACGUUUUGCUUGAAUUGGAUGACAUGUUCUCCUGGUCAGGAACAUUGUGUGUAGAUGCUAAAUAAGUUGUGCCAUUUAAUGCCAUGUUAAUUUAAAUUUUUGCAACUGGAUGUUAACACUUCUCCAAGAAAACCAGCAUUCCUUGGGUUUAGAUGAAGUAAACAAGCAUAAACAUGAAAACUUAGGACCUAUGACAAUUUGUAAGACAUUUCACCACUCAGCAAUUCUGUUCUGAGAAGUCCCUCUUUUACCAUAGUUCGACAUACACCUUGGCAAUGUAGUCUUUUCCGUUCAAUCAGCUUUGCAUCUAGGACAGUCAUAUCACAAUUAGUAUGAGCAGAUUCUGGAUGCAGAGUUACUGAAAUGUGAAUUUGAGGCCAUGCUUUGUAUGACCUCUGUCUGCAAAUUCACACUUUCAUCUAAUGGACUGGUCCAUAUGUUUUGGGUUGACACAGAAGAUCUUGCUAGGUGAGAUGAGCCAUAAAUACAGUCAAUGGUUGGAAAAUGCCUCUUCCUGUAAUUGCAUAGGCAGCUGAACAAUUAGCGUACAGUAAGGUGCAUCUAAGAAUAUCGAGACAGGGCAAAAGUGAUUAGUUCGGCGUGUUUAAGACAAAAACCCCUUGACAACCGUUCCCUGUACGUGCAGAUGAGCAGAAUCACUGUACCUCACCUCAUGACUCCCUCUUUGUUUGGGCCCAUUGAUCCAAGUCCGAUCAUUUGUUUAUAUAUUUUAAGGGAAAGACAGUCAACGACAGUAAUUUCAAGAGUGGAUUUUGAGGGAGAUGUCAAAAGUUAUUAAAUUAAAUGCAUCAUCAGCUCCACAAACCCGCAAGUGGGACUUGCUGCUUAUUUCCUAAAGGAAACUCAGUUCAUGU
Xyrauchen texanus (razorback sucker) is the source of this 2114-nucleotide messenger RNA. Its product is annotated as retinal homeobox protein Rx1. Gene Ontology annotation, molecular function: DNA-binding transcription factor activity, RNA polymerase II-specific; RNA polymerase II cis-regulatory region sequence-specific DNA binding. Gene Ontology annotation, biological process: positive regulation of transcription by RNA polymerase II. The coding region runs from base 176 to 1168 and encodes 330 amino acids. The transcript is spliced from 4 exons. NCBI's taxonomy places the organism in Eukaryota, Metazoa, Chordata, Actinopteri, Cypriniformes, Catostomidae. The record is from RefSeq and is a predicted model, not a curated record.